UCGGCUGCGUGUAUGUACUCAUACAAUAUGGCGUUGUUUUGUAAAAAUUAAUAAAUGUUUGGGUCUGCUGCUGAAGCGUCAUGAAAAAUCAAAAAUUAUAAUUAAAGAGCUAAUCAUCAGUUUCAAGCAAAAGUAAGUUAGCGAACAGAGAAAAGGAGCGCAAUCGUUUUAUUGCUGUGAGAGAGGGAAAGAGAGAGAAAAACAGAAAUUUUCACAUUGAGCUGGUCGCUGGGGCCGGCGUAAUUCUUGAAGCGCCAAAAAUCACGAAGCAACAUAAAAUAUGGAAGAGGAAAUAACGGCUGCCGCAACCACAAAUGGAGUGGCCACAAACGGCAAGGAAACCGCAAUAGAGUUGGAGGCGGCGCAGACAACUUCCUCCCCAAAUGUGUGGGAUGCAAACAACGCUGUUGAACAAGAAGAAGAAGAAGCAGCAUCAGCACCAACAGCAGCAGCAGCAGAUGCUGCCGAUAUUGAUGUUUACAUUGAGGAGGGUAACACUGACGCCCAUGUCGAACCGCAGGCGGUGGCAGGAGAGGUGGUGGCAGCGGUGGAGGCGGCGGUAGAGGAGGUAGAGGAGGAAAUGGGCGAAGCUGAAUAUCUCGAAGACGAAACGCCUGAGAAUGAGUUCGAUGACGAAAGAGAACUAAACGAGGUUGAGAACGAAAAAACAGCAAAAACAGCAGCAGCUGUUGACAAGAACAAUGCGCAAAAUGAGCAGACAAAUGAAGAAGAAGCAAAGGAUGAAGAAGCAGCAGCAGGAGUGGCCUCAACAGUGACAGCUGAGAAAGAACUAAGUGUGGAAGAGGAAGCACACACAGAUGAGAAGGAUGCAGCAGAGGAGGGAGAGGCAGAUGGCGACGAGGGUGAAGCAGAUGGCGAAGAGGAAGAAGAUCUGGAGGAUGAGGAGGAGGAGGAGGAGGAAGAUGAGGGAGAACUCAUCACUGGGGACGAUGCACAGGCAGAGCUUGGCACAGCAGGAGAUCAAUCAGAAGAAGCGAAUGCCCGAGCACGAUCUGGUGCCCGCAACCAGGAGGAGCAGGUGGAUGAGAAUCAGUGUCGUGUGUGCACAACCAAGGAGCAGCUAGUUAGCCUCUUCACGAAGACAGGCGAGACAAACAGCACACCGGCUGACAUGCUUGUGCUCAUUUGCCCCAGUGUGUCGAUAGCGCCCAAAGACUUCAUGCCGCAGUUCAUAUGCAACAGCUGCUUGGUUAGUCUCACCGUUGCCAUAAAGUUGCGCAAACAACUGGAAACCACCGAGCAGGAUCUGCGCAAGCGUUUGUCGCGCAGCAAGAACAAAGUGCGCAGACCACGUGGCUAUGUGGUCAUAGAUGCGCCUGUCUCCGAUUCGGCCAGCGACGAGGAUGAGGAGGAGCUCAAUGACGAUGUGGAAUUUAAGGUGUCCGAUGUUGCGGGCUCCACCAGCGCUGACAGCGACUCUGCCGACUCGGACAUUAGCGAGAAACGCAAGCCAGGCCGUCGACGUGGUCGAAAGAAGGGCAUGAAACGUGCGUCCGGCUCGAACAAUAGCUAUGACGAGGAUCAUCCAAGGAAGAAGAAUCGUGUAACAUCACCAUCCAGCGCCACAGCAGCCAGCCAGGGACCCUUCGAGUGUGACCAGUGCAAUUUAAGUUUUCAACGCAAACAAUCCUAUGUGAUGCACCGCAAGAUGCAUGAUUCUCGUCAAGAGUUCCACUGCCAGAUAUGCAACAAGAAGUUCAAAGUGCGUGGCGCCUACAAGACGCACAUGGAACGCCAUGCAGCGGAACGUGCCCAGUUCCGUUGCGAGCUGUGCGCCCAGGUCUUUCGGCUGCGUGCCGAGCUCAAGCGGCACAUGGCCCUUAGCCAUGAUGAGCACGGCAUUAUCUACGAGUGCAAGCGAUGCCAGCGCACGUUUCUCACCCAGACGCGACUGCAGCGCCAUCAGAGCACUAAUUGCAAUCGCCAUUCGGAGCAGAAAGUGAAACGCCAGAGUAUCGAGGGCCAUCCAAGCCAGGGCAGGGAUCUGUUCAAGUCGGUAGCACCACUGACGACGACCUACUGGAGCGACAGCUUCUCCGACUAAAUUUCAUGGAAUUCAGUCAACACCUAGUUUUAAUCAGAUUGCAGUUUAAUUGUGUAGUAAGAAAUGCGGUGCAUCUAAAGUAAAAUUCAAACUAAAAAUGUGUAUUAAUUGUACACCAAUUGACAAAAA
Molecule: messenger RNA, 2194 nt
Organism: Drosophila grimshawi
Lineage: Eukaryota; Metazoa; Arthropoda; Insecta; Diptera; Drosophilidae
Exons: 2
Coding region: 281-2065 (594 amino acids)
Biological process (GO): regulation of transcription by RNA polymerase II
Cellular component (GO): nucleus
Molecular function (GO): zinc ion binding; RNA polymerase II transcription regulatory region sequence-specific DNA binding; DNA-binding transcription factor activity, RNA polymerase II-specific
Source: RefSeq, a predicted model, not a curated record